Saccostrea cuccullata (small rock oyster) is the source of this 527-nucleotide messenger RNA. RefSeq lists its product as uncharacterized. The annotation marks the transcript as partial. The record is from RefSeq and is a predicted model, not a curated record. The transcript has 2 exons. Lineage: Eukaryota; Metazoa; Mollusca; Bivalvia; Ostreida; Ostreidae.
AUGGCGAAGCUAAAUCAGUCUUGUCGUGUAUGCAAACAAACUGGACAUAAGCCGGGAUCAAAAGAUUGUGAGCACUAUAGCGAACCUGCUGAUGGAUUAGUGGUGUUUCAAGGAAAAGAAAACCCCCUAUCCAAUUUCUUUCCCUGUGAUGUUAAGGUCUUCGGGGAAACCCACAAAUCAGCUGAGCACGCCUACCAGCUUACGAAAGCUAUUCGAUCUGGAGACUUCAACGCUACCGAAAACAUCCGCGUUGCUCCCACAGCUCUUGAGGCUAAGAGAAUAGGAGAUAAAGUGAAGAUCCCAGAAAAGUGGCAAGAUCAAAAAGAAACGGUAAUGGAGGAGAUCAUACAUGCUAAAGCUACUCAGGUACCGGAACUUCGCGAGAAACUGGAAAAUUCAGAUGCUAAAACACUAUUCGCCGAAGCAACUAACGAUAUAUUCUGGGGAACCGGGCUAUAUCCAGAUGCUACCCUCCAUACGAAUCCGGAAAAAAUGGCCGGGCGAAAACCGGCUAGGACAGAUUCUGG